Diaporthe citri is the source of this 1536-nucleotide messenger RNA. RefSeq lists its product as uncharacterized. Gene Ontology annotation, molecular function: carbohydrate:proton symporter activity. Gene Ontology annotation, biological process: carbohydrate transport; transmembrane transport. The transcript is spliced from 4 exons. Gene Ontology annotation, cellular component: membrane. NCBI's taxonomy places the organism in Eukaryota, Fungi, Ascomycota, Sordariomycetes, Diaporthales, Diaporthaceae. The record is from RefSeq and is a predicted model, not a curated record. The coding region runs from base 1 to 1536 and encodes 511 amino acids.
AUGCCGUCCUCAAAGUUGUUGUACAACUGGUACAUCUCCAUUGUGGCAGCCAUGUGUAUGGUGCUCUAUGGAUAUGAUGCCUCGACCUUCAACUCGAUCCAGGCCUCGGACAACUGGCUGAACUGGUUCAACCUCACCUCGGACUCUACAUACAUGCUUGGGUUGAUCAACACGGUGUACUCCAUUGGUGCGAUCGUGUCUGGCUGGUUUCUCGGAGGCCCAGCCGACUUUUUGGGACGUCGUUGGGGCAUGGGGCUUGGCUGCUUCGUUACCAUCUGCGCCACUAUGAUGCAGACGUUUGCUCCCAAAGGCAGCCUCGGCUGUUUCAUGGCAGGUCGUGUUAUCGUUGGCGUCGGGCAAGGAAUGGCCUUGACUGCCGGGCCCGUCUACAUUGGUGAGAUGGCGCCUCCCGAGAUCCGAGGCUACAUCAUGGCCUUCUGGCAGACCUUCUACUCGGUCGGCUCCUUCAUUGCGUACUGGAUCAACUACGCCUGCGGGCUCCACCGCGAGAAACUCGGCGAGUGGGACUGGAAGAUGGUCGUCAUAUUCCAGGCCCUCGUCCCUGCGAUUAUCAUAGUCCUGCUGCCCUUCCAGCCAGAGUCCCCCAGAUGGUACAUCAAGAAGUCCGGCAACAUCGAGGCGGCCCGCGCCUCCCUCCAGAAGAUCCGCGACACCGACGCCCAGGUGGAGGAGGAGCUCAUGGUCAUCCGCGAGGCCAUCGAGUACGAGAAGGAGGCCAUCUCGUCCGGCUACGGCGCCCUGUUCAAGGACCCGUCGAUCCGCAAGCGCAUGUACAUCGCCUUCGUGCUCAACGCGGGCCAGCAGCUCACGGGCCAGGGCACGCUCAACUCGUACUCGACGGCCAUCUACAAGAAGGUGUGGAAGGACAAGGCCAAGAUCAACCUCAUCAACGCGCUCAACGCGACCUUCGGCAUCCUCUUCACCCUCAACGCCGUCUGGACAGUCGACCGCUUCGGCCGCCGCUGGCUGCUCAUCGUCGGCGCCCUGGGCAUGGCCCUGUGCACCAUGCUCGUCGGAGUGGUGGGCCUGACCACCCCGGGGACGUCCUCCAAGUCGGAGCCCGUGGGGAUUUCCAUUGUCUUCCUCCUCUUCUUCUUCAUCUUCUUCUACAAGCCGUCGUGGGGCGCGACCGUGUGGAUCUGGACGUCCGAGAUCUUCUCCAUGAACGUGCGCGCGCAGGCCGUGGGCAUGUGCUCGCAGACGCAGAACGUCGCGCAGGCCGUCUUCAACCAGUUCUUCCCGCUCUUCCUCAAGAACGAGGGGCUCAAGUGCAUGUUCUUCUUCAUGGCUAUCAAUGUCGUCCUCGCCGCGUUCGUCUGGUGGGUCGUCCCCGAGACCAAGCAGGUCCCGCUGGAGGAGAUCGACGUGCUGUUUGGCGGCGCCAACCACGUCGACAAGGGCGCCCAGAUGCUUGGCAUCCCUGAGACGGAGAGCGGCGCGCACCAUGUUGCUGAGAAGGAUGGGCGGGCGACGGUCCAGGAGGAGGAGAGGGCCAACCAGAUUCAUCAUGCUUGA